CCUCCCCGUCAGCAGCCCUCGCCGCCGCGGUGCGCUGGCUGCAGGAAGCCGCCGCGCCGCCGCUUUGUUGUCAGGGGCCCCGCGAGGAGCGCCGUUCGCCACCGCCGCCCUCUCUCCCCCCAGCCCGCUCUCCGGCCGCGGGGCCCGGGUCCGGGCGCCCCGCCCGUCCCGCCCAUGAGGGGGCCCCGCGACCACCGCUGCCUCCGGCCCGGGGCGGCGCGGCGCUGAGGCGGCGGCGGCGCUGCCCGCUCUGCGGGAUCGGGUGCCCUCCCGGCGGCGCUGCCCGCUCUGCGGGAUCGGGUGCCCUCCGCGAGGGCACCAUGGAGGUGAAUGCGGGAGGUGUGAUUGCCUAUAUCAGUUCUUCCAGCUCAGCCUCUAGCCCUGCCUCUUGUCACAGUGAGGGCUCUGAGAACAGUUUCCAGUCCUCCUCCUCCUCUGUCCCAUCUUCUCCAACUAGCACUAAUUCUGAUAACAACGGGAAUCCCAAAAAUGGUGAUCUCUCCAAUAUUGAAGGCAUUCUGAAGAAUGAUCGGAUAGAUUGUUCUAUGAAAACAAGCAAAUCUAGCGCACCUGGGAUGACAAAGAAUCACAGUGCAGUGACAAAAUUUAGUGGCAUGGUUCUACUGUGUAAAGUCUGUGGGGAUGUGGCGUCAGGAUUCCACUAUGGAGUUCAUGCUUGUGAAGGCUGUAAGGGUUUUUUCCGGAGAAGCAUUCAGCAAAACAUUCAGUACAAGAAGUGCCUGAAGAAUGAAAACUGCUCUAUAAUGAGAAUGAAUAGGAACAGAUGUCAGCAGUGUCGUUUCAAAAAGUGUCUGUCUGUUGGAAUGUCGAGAGAUGCUGUUCGGUUUGGUCGUAUUCCUAAGCGUGAAAAACAGAGGAUGCUAAUUGAGAUGCAGAGUGCGAUGAAGACCAUGAUGAACAGCCAGUUCAGUGGUCAUCUACAGAAUGACCAAUUAGUAGAGCAUCAUGAACAGACAGCUUUACCAGCCCAGGAACAGCUGCGACCCAAGCCCCAGCUGGAGCAAGAAAACAUCAAAAGCUCUUCUCCCUCUUCGGAUUUUGCAAAGGAAGAAGUGAUUGGCAUGGUAACCAGAGCGCACAAGGAUACCUUUAUGUAUAAUCAGGAGCAGGGAGAAAACUCGGCAGAGACCAUGCAGCCACAGAGAGAACGGAUUCCUAAGAACAUGGAGCAAUAUAAUUUGAAUCAUGACCGUUGUGGCAGUGGGCUUAGCAGCCACUUUCCUUGUAGUGAGAGCCAGCAGCACCUCGGUGGACAGUACAAAGGGAGGAACGUAAUGCAUUACGCCAACGGGCGUGCCAUUUGUAUUACAAAUGGACAUUGUGUGAACUUCUCCAAUGCAUAUACUCAGAGAGUAUGUGAUAGAGUUUCCAUAGACGGAUGUUCUCAGAAUGAGAACAAGAAUAGUUACCUGUGCAACGCUGGAGGGAGAAUGCAUCUGGUUUGUCCAAUGAAUAAGUCUCCAUAUGUGGAUCCUCAUAAAUCGGGACAUGAAAUCUGGGAAGAAUUUUCGAUGAGCUUCACCCCGGCAGUGAAGGAAGUGGUGGAGUUUGCAAAGCGUAUUCCCGGGUUCAGAGAUCUCUCUCAACAUGACCAGGUCAACCUUUUAAAGGCUGGGACUUUCGAGGUUUUAAUGGUACGGUUUGCAUCAUUAUUUGACGCAAAGGAACGUACUGUCACCUUUUUAAGUGGAAAGAAGUAUAGUGUGGAUGAUUUACACUCAAUGGGAGCAGGGGAUCUGCUAAACUCUAUGUUUGAAUUUAGUGAGAAGCUAAAUGCCCUCCAACUUAGUGAUGAAGAGAUGAGUCUGUUUACAGCAGUUGUCCUGGUUUCUGCAGAUCGAUCCGGGAUAGAAAACGUCAACUCUGUGGAGGCUUUGCAGGAAACGCUCAUCCGCGCCCUAAGGACCUUAAUAAUGAAAAACCAUCCAAACGAGGCCUCUAUUUUUACAAAACUUCUUCUAAAGUUGCCAGAUCUUCGAUCUUUAAACAACAUGCACUCCGAGGAGCUCUUGGCCUUUAAAGUUCACCCCUAAGGCCUUUGUUUAUUUAAACAUGAACUGAUUCAUGCUAACUGUAUAUUUUGUGCUGAAAUGCUUAUUUACGUGUGUACCAUACGUGGAGGUAGGAGAGACCUCUAAGACAACGUGAGACUGCAGGCCGCCUCUGUGACCAGGCAGCAGCUGUUUGUUUGAGAUUUCUUCAGCCAUGCUUAGACAUUGACCGCAAUUCCCCGGUAGAGCAGUCAGCGGUGUUGCACUUAAACUGGAGAAGUUACACUGAAUUAUAGUCACACUGAAUGUUAGACUUUUUCAUCUGCCAAAACCAAAAACCAUUUUGAUCUCCCUGUGGUACAAAUAUAAUGCACAAUCACAAGUAUAUGAGGACUUAAAAAUUAAUCCUUUGUGGUGGAAGUUCUCUUGUAAGAUGGAAACUUGAUUUCACCCCAAGACUGUUUGAUCUGGUGUUUGGAGACUUUGCAAGUUAGGAAACCUCCUUGUCUGUGCUCCACUCUGCCACCGUGAAAGUGCGUGGUCCUGGACAGGCUCGCUGGUUGUGGAAAAUGAGACUUGAUCGUGUUCCCAAUGCCCCACCUCACAGAGAU
Messenger RNA from Physeter macrocephalus (sperm whale), 2623 nucleotides. RefSeq names its product nuclear receptor subfamily 1 group D member 2 (gene NR1D2). Gene Ontology annotation, cellular component: nucleus. The record is from RefSeq and is a predicted model, not a curated record. The coding region runs from base 321 to 2054 and encodes 577 amino acids. NCBI's taxonomy places the organism in Eukaryota, Metazoa, Chordata, Mammalia, Artiodactyla, Physeteridae. Gene Ontology annotation, molecular function: nuclear receptor activity; RNA polymerase II cis-regulatory region sequence-specific DNA binding; zinc ion binding. Gene Ontology annotation, biological process: negative regulation of transcription by RNA polymerase II; hormone-mediated signaling pathway; positive regulation of transcription by RNA polymerase II. The transcript is spliced from 8 exons.